This is a messenger RNA of Racocetra fulgida, 132 nucleotides long. The record is from the annotation of a GenBank genome assembly. NCBI's taxonomy places the organism in Eukaryota, Fungi, Glomeromycota, Glomeromycetes, Diversisporales, Gigasporaceae.
AUGUUUAUAGGCAUAUUUGCCUUUGAUAAUGCAAUAUCACAUAUAGCUUUUGCUAAAGAUGCAUUUGUAUUUUCAAGAAUAAACCUUUAUUCAGGUGGCUUUGUUCUAAAAAUGGCUCAAGUGGGUUCUUGA